CACAGCCAAUCUCUUCUACCAACCACUCCACUCAUGGAGCUCCAAUUCCAGCAACAAAGGCACCAGCAGCACCGAGUCCCAAUCUCCAAGCCUACCAAGUUCAAAGGGAGGACCAAGAGCAGCAGCACCAAAUUUGUUGGUGUGAGGCAAAGGCCAUCAGGUAGAUGGGUAGCAGAGAUCAAGGAUACCACACAAAAGAUUAGGAUGUGGCUUGGUACCUUCGAGACCGCCGAGGAGGCAGCCCGAGCGUACGAUGAGGCCGCCUGUCUCCUCCGAGGAUCCAACACCCGCACCAACUUCAUCACCCAUGUCUCCACGGACUCCCCGAUAGCAUCGAGGAUUCGCAAACUCCUCGAUCACAAGAAGCUCAGCAAAAUUGGAUCUCAACCUCAACAUACAACCAGCAAUUCUCAAAGCUAUUGCGCCUCUACUCCUGCCACUAGUCUUAGUACUAGCACUAGUUCAAGCACUAUCACAACUGAAAGCAGCGGUAGUACUAGUACUGCUGCUCUUGUUCAUGAUAAGAAACAAGACAUACCAAUAACUAAUGAAGUCUACAGACCAUGUUUCAGCAAUGGUGCAGAAGAACUCGAAUGGAGGUCUUCACCAUCAGAUAAUAAUUCAUGGUUAUUUGAAUCUGGAUUCGACCGUUGGUUUGAUGGAUUUGAAUUGCCUGAUGCAAGUUCAGAGCUGUCAGAGUUUGAUAGAAUGAAGGUGGAAAGGCAGAUAUCGGCGUCGCUCUAUGCGAUGAAUGGAGUUCAGGAGUACUUGGAGACAGUGCGUGAUCCCUCUGAUUCUUUAUGGGACCUUCCCUCUAUAUGUCACUUGUCCUGCAGGACUUGGUAGUUUGGUCUUCUACUCCUCUUCUUCUUCUCUCUCUACUUUUUUCUUUCUUUCUUCCCUGAAAACACUUUGUGGUUCACUUGUGUGGAGAUAUCUUGAUGAGUAGGGGUUGUAAUUCAGAGAAGAGUAGUUUUUAAAGUAGUGGAAUGUAUGAAUUCAUUUUCAUCUGUCAAUGAAGAAAGAAUAUCCAAUUUCAUUUUUUGGUGUUGCA
Messenger RNA from Elaeis guineensis (African oil palm), 1054 nucleotides. RefSeq names its product ethylene-responsive transcription factor ERN1. Gene Ontology annotation, molecular function: DNA binding; DNA-binding transcription factor activity. The record is from RefSeq and is a predicted model, not a curated record. Gene Ontology annotation, biological process: regulation of DNA-templated transcription. NCBI's taxonomy places the organism in Eukaryota, Viridiplantae, Streptophyta, Magnoliopsida, Arecales, Arecaceae.